UUUUUUUUUUUUUUUUUACUCUUCUUUCUGCUUUUUCAGUCCAUCUAGCAUUUUUAAAAGUGCAUUUAAAGCAGGUAACUUAAGAAAUGUGCUUUUAUUCCCAAAGAAGUAAGGAAAAAAACUAAUUUCUUUACUUUUUAAUCUUUUUCAAAACUAGUCAAAAAUAAAUAAAAAAUGGUAAAACACCAACAGGUUUACAUGCAUUGGACAGUCAUUGGAAAUAGCUUUUAUCAAUUUAGAUUCUUUUCAAUGAUGCAUAUUUUUCCAGAUUUGUGUAAUUGUGUAAAAAUGCAGAGAGUGAUGAGAUCUUUCCAUUUGGGAGUGGUUUUUUAUGCUAUCACUCAAUCAGUGCUACCUCUGGAAUUCAGACACUGGUCUACUGUGGAAGUUCUGAUUGGUCGAAAGUUUCCACCUAAGAUCUUCUAGCCAAUAAGAAGAGUCUGCAUGUCUUUCUUUCUCUGUGUGCACGAAGUAGCAGCAGACUUCUGUUUCAAAUGAAACCUUUGCGAGAAGCAAGGAGUUCAAGGAGUUUUUUUUUUCACAUUAACCAAUCUGUAUAAAGAUUUUUGUGUAGAUUACCCAAAUGCACCUCUUGUCUUUCAGAGUGAAAAUCGCAAUCGUUGACAACUAUGAAUAUGAAAACGUAUCAAGGCUUUCAUUACUACCCAAAAAUAAAUCAAGCAUGUUGGUAUCCAACUUCAUUGCUCUGUGCCUUUUGGCUGUGGCCGUGUCCGGUCAGGACAAAAAGAUGAGUCCCCAUGCAACCUCUAUGGCAGACACCAGCGCUAACCUGGCCUUCAGUCUCUACCACAAUAUCGCCAAAGAAAAGGAUCUUGACAACAUCCUCAUCUCUCCUGUGGUGGUGGCCUCCUCUCUGGGCAUGGUUGCCAUGGGGGGAAAAUCCUCCACUGCAACCCAGGUGAAGAGUCUCCUAAAGGCUGAUGCCCUGAAGGAUGACCAUCUGCACACAGGCCUGUCCGAGCUUCUGAAUGAGGUGAGUGACCCUCAGGCCCGCAACGUCACGUGGAAGAUCAGCAACAGGUUGUACGGCCCAAGCUCUGUCAGCUUUUCCGACGACUUUGUCAAGAACAGCAAGAAGCACUACAACUACGAACACUCAAAGAUCAACUUCCGUGAUAAGAGAAGCGCCAUUAACUCCAUCAAUGAGUGGGCUGCCAAGUCAACUGACGGAAAGCUGCCAGAAAUUACCAAGGAUGUGAAAAACACAGAUGGGGCUAUGAUCGUCAAUGCUAUGUUCUUUAAACCCCACUGGGAUGAGAAGUUCCACCACAAGAUGGUUGACAACCGUGGUUUCCUGGUUUCCCGCUCUCACACAAUCUCUGUUCCAAUGAUGCAUCGCACAGGUAUCUACGGCUUCUAUGAAGACACACAGAACAAGCUGUUUGUGGUCAGCAUGCCUUUGGCACAUAAGAAGUCCAGCAUGAUUUUCAUCAUGCCCUACCACGUGGAGCCCCUGGACAGGCUGGAGAAACUGCUCACUCGCCAGCAGCUGGACAACUGGGUCAGCAAGCUCGAGGAGAGAGCAGUCGCCAUCUCUCUGCCUAAAGUUAGCAUGGAAGUCAGCCACGACCUUCAGAAACAUCUUGCAGAACUUGGUCUCACUGAAGCUGUGGACAAGUCUAAGGCAGACCUGUCCAACAUUUCUGGCAAGAAAGAUCUUUACCUCGCCAAUGUCUUCCAUGCCUCUGCCUUGGAGUGGGACACAGAGGGAAACCCAUUUGACGCCAGCAUUUAUGGUAGCGAGAAGAUCAGGAACCCGAAGCUCUUCUACGCCGACCAUCCCUUCAUUUUCCUUGUGAAAGACAACAAGACCAACUCUAUUCUUUUUAUGGGCAGGCUAGCUCGGCCUAAGGGUGAUAAAAUGAGAGAUGAAUUGUAACUUUCAGGCUAUUUGAAUUUAAUGUUUUAAAAUGGUAUUAUUGUUAUUAAUGGUGUUUCUGUUACCUCAAGUGGCCAUUCCUAUGGAUUAUCUGCGUAUGGAAAAUCACAGUGAGCCUGUCAGUACAAAAACAUAUUUUUAAGGAGACUAGUUGUAAACAUCAGGAGAAAUGCAAUCCCAUAGGUGAAGAAUUAGAGCCCUUCAAAUGUAGCCAGAGAUUUGACAUCAAUUAGUUCAUGUAUUCAAUCAGACACUAUGCUUAUAUUAAGCAUAGUGCCAUUGAUGUUAAGCUGUGGUAUUUAUGAUUGUGCUUGUAGAGCCUCUCUUUAUGAGUAUAUGACAUCUGCGUAGGGUUUGCCUUAUCUUUAAUGUUUAAAGGGAAAAGGUAGUCCUAUUCAAGUUUUUCUCAAGCACAGUUGGUAGGUUCUAUGAUUUCACUUCCAUCCAACAAAAAACACUCCUGCACUGAUGCCUGUCUCCAGUUUGUUAGAUGUUAUUUUUCAGUAUGUCUUUACCAUACAGAUCUUUUGAGAAAGUGUGCUGUAUUUUUUUCCUUCAUUUCAUUCAACUGUUCUUUUUCCAAUAAACUGAAAUUCAAAAUA
Cyprinus carpio (common carp) is the source of this 2502-nucleotide messenger RNA. Its product is annotated as serpin H1-like. Gene Ontology annotation, molecular function: serine-type endopeptidase inhibitor activity. Gene Ontology annotation, biological process: negative regulation of endopeptidase activity; collagen fibril organization. NCBI's taxonomy places the organism in Eukaryota, Metazoa, Chordata, Actinopteri, Cypriniformes, Cyprinidae. Gene Ontology annotation, cellular component: endoplasmic reticulum. The record is from RefSeq and is a predicted model, not a curated record.